Pristis pectinata (smalltooth sawfish) is the source of this 1587-nucleotide messenger RNA. RefSeq names its product dynein axonemal assembly factor 11-like. Gene Ontology annotation, biological process: outer dynein arm assembly. The record is from RefSeq and is a predicted model, not a curated record. Gene Ontology annotation, cellular component: cytoplasm. Lineage: Eukaryota; Metazoa; Chordata; Chondrichthyes; Rhinopristiformes; Pristidae. Gene Ontology annotation, molecular function: protein binding.
UGUUUGGAGAAGUCGCCAUGGUGCGAAUUACUGAAAGUCUGAUAAGGCAACGAGCAGAACAUAAUAACUGUGAGAUAUUUUCACUGGAAGAAAUUACAUUGCACCAACAAGAAAUAGAGAAAAUCGAACACAUUGACAAAUGGUGCAAAGAUCUGAAAAUUGUCUACUUUCAAAAUAAUUUGAUUCCUAAGAUCGAAAAUGUUGGCAGACUGAAGAAACUGGAAUACCUUAAUCUGGCUUUAAAUAACAUUGAACGUAUAGAAAAUUUAGAUGGCUGUGAGUUUUUGAAGAAACUUGACCUAACAGUAAACUUCGUGGGCGAACUGACCAGUGUGGAGUCACUCAAAGUUAAUGUACACUUGGAAGAACUUUUUCUGGUUGGAAACCCCUGCUAUGAAUUUGAUAGCUACAGAAAGUUUGUGAUUGCUGUACUCCCACAGCUAAAGUGGUUAGAUGGAAAGGAGAUCAGUCGUUCUGAACAGAUCCAGGCACUGCAGGAUUUUCCAAUGGUACAACAACGCAUACUAGAACAACAGGCAGCUUACAUCCUGAAGCGAACCAAGGAAAAGGAAUUCCAGAAGAAUUUAGAGGAGAAAGAGAUCAAUGAGAAAACAGGAGAAAGGAAGCAAAAUCCUAUUUCUAAUGGACACUGCGAUCCUGAUACUGACAGUCCCUUACUUGCCCAGAGUCAGAACACAGGAAGCAAGCAAAGUAACAGUGAUGGAAAAGAGGAUAAAGAUCUAAGGAAAACAGAUGAAUAUGAGAUGAACAGAAAGUUCUGGGAGGAGCCUUCAUAUUACACACCUGAAUCAAGACUGGAAACCCACAGAUACAUUGAGAAGAUGAGGAAAUCUAAAGAGAAAGACAAAAAUCGUAGAAAACAGAAACCACAACGAAUGCUUAUAACUCCUGAAGGAAGAGUCCUUAAUGUUAAUGAGCCUAAGAUUGAUUUCACGUUGACGGAUGAUGAGGAAAAUAAUCAAUUCAUAUUAGAUCUUGCUGUUUACAGGUAUCUGGAUACAUCUUUACUUGACGUUGAUGUUCAGCCAACAUAUGUUUGUGUGAUGGUGAAAGGAAAGGUAUUUCAGCUAGUACUUCAAGAAGAGGUAAAACCUGACAGCAGUUCUGCCAAGAGGUCCCAGACUACUGGACACUUGCUUGUUACAAUGCCAAAGGCACAAGAACUAAUUAGGCCAAAGCUCAAGAGUAAAAUUACAGCUCGACCUUUAAACAGCACCAAUCCACACUCAGAUGUUACAAGAACAACUCAAUAUAUUGAGAAGUUAGAAGUGGAUCCAAGCAAACAUGUUGACCUAACCAAUAUAGUGACAGCAAAGAAAUCAGUUGCUCAAGGUCCUCUCAAAUUUAAUCAAAGUCGGGCACCGGAAAGGAACAACAGUGACUUCCAGGAUAACCCUGAGGUUCCACCAUUGCUUGAUUAAGAGUAGAUGUGAAUCCGCACUAUUCAUCUGGAUAUCUGAUAAAGUGAAAUUCUUCACCUUGGGUAAUUAAUCUGUAAACUUAAAUGUAUAGUUUUCCUAAUUUAAUGUUGAGCAGUGUUGAAAAUAAAGUUUACCAUUACUAGAA